Molecule: messenger RNA, 1467 nt
Organism: Stomoxys calcitrans (stable fly)
Lineage: Eukaryota; Metazoa; Arthropoda; Insecta; Diptera; Muscidae
Exons: 3
Coding region: 280-1101 (273 amino acids)
Source: RefSeq, a predicted model, not a curated record
AACAAAUAAGAAUUUUGGAAGAGCUCGCAAAUUUAACAAAAUUUUAUAUUUUUUAAUGCAAAUUAACAAAGUAAAUAAAUAAAAAUUAAAUUUACGUUAUAAAUUAGCUAUCAACCUCAUUAAAACUUUGAUAAAAAAGUUGGUGUCGUUAAAAAAGAGAAGAAAUUUUUCUCAUUGCGUGGUGCAAAGAAGUAAACAACACCGCGCCAGUGAAUAGCAGAAGAGAUUCUUCGUUUAUUGGAAAAUUCCAGAGAAAUAAUUGCAAUUUAUUAAAAUAAUAUGCAAAGGCCAGCAAUAGCGGCUGAUCUUUUACAGCAACAAAUGUUCCUUCCAACCGAUGCCAUGUUCAAGCAACAGCAACCGGCUAUUAAUAUGUUGCCAACACCAACAACCAACUGGAGCAUGGAAUCGAUGCCUUGGAAGAUAACAAAAGCUGAUGCAGAUGGAGAUGUUAUGGAGUUUACUGCACAUUCAAGAAAUCAAUUAGUACACCGCACUGGAAUACUGCAUCAAAAGCGUAAACCAGAUCCUAAUCUUACACCACCACAGCCGGUGAAGCAGUUCAUUUCUGAAGAGAAAAUAACCGCACAUUUUAAUGGAUUGCACAUAUCAAGUGAUUAUAUUCAACACAGCGCUGGACCCGAUUCCGAAGAUGCACCUUCCACCAGCGGCAAAUGCUUCUCAAAUCUUAGUUAUGAAGAUUACCAAAUGACUGCCAAGGAAUUGGAAAAGAAAUUGCUCAAUGCGAAUCGAAUAACUAUUUGUGAUGAAUUAAAAAAGAAAAUUCAAGAGCAACAAAAAAAUGUUUCUUAUUUGCCGGAAGCUUUGCUCAAUCGCAUAGAGAAGCCCUGCACGGCUUUGGUUUUGUGGCAGCCACCACCACCCAUCAUAAAUAUGUUUAAGAAAAAUGUCAAAUAUGAAAACGCAUAUACAAAUGCGAGUGGCGGUAACGAAUUAAACAUUAACGACUCGAUUCCCGACAUCGACUUACCCCCAGAAAGAGAGGAUGAUGAAGAUAUCGAUGAUUACGUUGAUAAUAAUAACACGUGCAAUCUCGAUUUUAACAAUGUCAAACCAGAUAGCAUGGAUGAGGAUAUGUAGUUAUGCUGUGAUUAGUUAUGUAAAACAAUUUUAAUAUCUUUUCUUUAAUCUACUUUGGAUUAAAGAUAUUCUGCGUUUUUAAAUCGACUGUUAACACCACAUUCACCUUCGUAUUCGUAUCGAUCAUUUCCUAAUCAUUAAACCUUUUUAAUAUAUACAACUUUUUAUACAUUAUCAACAUGUGAUUACUCCGAUGCAGAUGAAAUUUGUGUCCAAGAUAAAUCUAUUUAUAAGCUUGAGAUAAAUAACUAAUAUGUUGCUAAGAAAAACAAAAUCGUUAUUGACAUGCAUGUAUUCUAUUUGUAAUAAUGCGUUUUAUAAAUAUUCUCAUGUCUCAUUUAUCUAAUAAAUUCAAUUUUAUACGUU